AUGUUUGUUGUUUUAGAUACUUACCGCCCUUACUUCACACUGUCCCAAAAAGGUAAGCGUCUCCUGAUCUUCAAGGGGUUCAGCCACUUCGAGAAGAAGAGGCAAGGCGCCAAAGGAUGGUGGAGCUGCUCUAAACAGCAGACUCUGAAGUGCCGCGCGUCGCUCCGCACAGCUGACAAUAAGGUUGUUUAUGUCAACGAUAUACACAACCAUGAGCCUAAUUUUCCAUUAUUUCCCGAUGAUUGGUGUUACUUCACAAGGUCUCGCAAGGGCAAUCGUCUACUGGUCUACAACGGGUUCAGCCACUACGAGAAAAGAAAGCAAGGACAUAAAAUAAGUUGGCGUUGCUCAACACAGCAGAUGUGCCACGCCUCCCUUUUUCAUUUCGUGAGAUCAAAGCGAGGCAAGCCCCUCCUCGUGUAUAACGGGUUCACUUUCUACCAGAAAUCGUGUCGCAACAACAGAAUCCGUUGGGUGUGUUCCAGCCAGCAGAGCAUGCGGUGCAACGCGGCGGUUUCCACGAGCGGCGCCGUGCAGCAGGAGAUCCUCGCGGUGAGCGGCGUUCACAACCACGAGCCGCCGCCACACACUGUAGCACGAUUCAUCACUUCUAAAAGAGGGAAGCUGCUUCUAGUCCACGACGGGUUCACCUACUACGAGAAGUCGAAAGGCCGCGGCAAGAUCCGCUGGUGCUGCUCCACACACGAGCCGCUGGGGUGCCGAGCGGCAGCCUACACCGUCGACCACACGGUGGUGUGGGUGAAGAGCACACACAAUCACCAAAGACAGCGAGAGCUCAACACUAAAUUUUCGACUAUGAACGGCGUUCGUGUCCUGGUUCACGAGAGGUUCACGUACCGCGCGAAGUCGGUCCGCCGGCGGCAAGCUGCGCUGGUGCUGCUCCGGCGGCGGCGGCAAGUGUCGCGCGCUCGUCUACACCUUCCACGACGCGAUCUUGAAUUCACCAUAUCCAGAAGAGGCAAGCGUCUGAUGGUAUACGAUGGUUUCACGUACUACAUGCGAGCGGUGAGCGGCGCGAAGCUGCGCUGGUGCUGUUCCACACACGGCCGCCGCGGCUGCCGCGCCGAGAUAUACACCUUGAACACUGGCUGCCUGGACAUAGUUAUGAUUCUAAGUAAAUAUAUGCUUUCAGCCCAGUUUACUGUAUCGAAAAAAGGCAAGCGGUUGCUUAUGCCCUACUUCACGAAAUCAUUAAAAGGCAAACGCCUCCUCGUGCAAGACGGGUUCACGUACUACGCGAAGUCGGGGUCCGGGGGCAAGAUGAGCUCAAUAUACCAAGUCGAAGCGAGGCAAUCCUUUACUAUUACACAACGGGUUCACUUACUACCCGAAAACGGCUCUCAGCGGCAAGACGCGCUGGUGCUGUUCCAAGCACUGGUCCCGCGGAUGCCGGGCCAUCCUGUAUUCACGACGUCACGACGAGGCAGGCGCCUGCUGAGAUACAAGGGAUACACUUACUUCGCCAAGGCCGCGUUAACGACAUACCACAACCAGGUGCGAUGGUGCUGCUCAACACACGGUUCCAUCGGCUCUGUAUUCACAACGUCGCGUCGAGGCAGGCGCCUGCUGACAUACAAGGGUUAUACUUAUUAUGUCAAGGCCGAGUUAACGACACACCACAACCACGUGCGAUGGUGCUGCUCAACGCACGGCUCCAUGGGCUCAUAUUUUAUUCCAUCGGCGCGAGGAAAGACUUUGAUAAAAUUAGACGGCUACACAUUCUGCCGAGACAAGGCGAGCAGCGGAGGCAUCAAGGUCCGGUGGAGGUGCUCCACACACAACAUUGGGUGCUGCGCAUACGUCGUCACCGUUGGGGAAGAUAUUGUCUAUAAAUCUGCUAAUCAUAAUCAUCCUCCUCGAUUUUUAUAA
Messenger RNA from Leguminivora glycinivorella, 1890 nucleotides. Its product is annotated as FLYWCH-type zinc finger-containing protein 1-like. The coding region runs from base 1 to 1890 and encodes 629 amino acids. The record is from RefSeq and is a predicted model, not a curated record. NCBI's taxonomy places the organism in Eukaryota, Metazoa, Arthropoda, Insecta, Lepidoptera, Tortricidae. The transcript has 14 exons.